Onthophagus taurus is the source of this 547-nucleotide messenger RNA. Lineage: Eukaryota; Metazoa; Arthropoda; Insecta; Coleoptera; Scarabaeidae. The record is from RefSeq and is a predicted model, not a curated record.
AAAGUUUAAUUAGUCAACUUUGAACCGAACAUUAUUAAUAAUUUCUCACCGUUUAAUCAAUUUGUAAUUAAUAAUUAUGGUUUUACGAAGUAUCAUUACCAAAAGGGUCUUAAUUAACAUCCUUAGAACACAAAAAGUUAACUUCUCAAAUGAAGCUAAUAUUCCCAAAAACGUUUUAACCGGGGUUAUUUCAGCCGAUAAACAACCAGAAAAUGGGAUAGUUUAUGACAAAAAACCUUUUAAAAUGCGUUUAGAAACUGAAAAGAAAUAUUCGUGGUGUUUGUGUGGGCGGUCGAAGAAUCAGCCUUUAUGCGAUGGGACCCAUAAGAUCCCACAAUUAAAAAUCAAACAAAAGCCGAUUCGGUUCCAAGUUGAAAAAACGAAAGAUUAUUGGUUGUGUAAUUGUAAACAAACUAAUAAUAGACCGUUUUGUGAUGGGACGCACAAAACGAAGGCUGUUCAAGAAGCUACGUCGACAAUAAAAUGAAACUUUUAUGUAACAAAGUUUAGAUAAAAAUUAAUUAACAAAUAAAACGAAUAAAUUUAA